Molecule: messenger RNA, 3300 nt
Organism: Musca vetustissima
Lineage: Eukaryota; Metazoa; Arthropoda; Insecta; Diptera; Muscidae
Product: probable antibacterial peptide polyprotein
Exons: 1
Biological process (GO): negative regulation of protein sumoylation
Molecular function (GO): calcium ion binding
Source: RefSeq, a predicted model, not a curated record
AAAAUCUUUGGCUUAUUAGGUCUUGCAACAUUGGCUUCUGCUGCAAUUAUCCCAUAUAAUGGGGUAAGGCUGCAGUCUGAUAUCACCGAUGUGUCGACAAGUGAACCCAUUGAAAAUGCUGAAACGACCAUUCUAAAUGAUGAAGGAUAUAAAUAUAAAACCGUACGCCGUUUGAAAUACCGCCAACGUCGCGAUGUGUCCGAAAUCGCUAACGAGUAUUUACCACCAAGCGACGAAACUGUUACUGAGGAUGAUGCUGAAGUGAAAUCCGAAGAGGAACCCCAAGAGUCAGCGGUGUUGGGUGCCGAUGGCUAUGAAUACAAAACUGUUCGUCGUUUGAAAUAUCGUCAACGUCGUGAUGUGUCUGAAAUCGCUAACGAAUAUUUACCACCAAGUGACGAAACUGUAACUGAAGCUGUUGCUGAAGUAAAAUCUGAAGAAGACCCUCAAGAUUCCGCUGUUUUGGGUGCUGAUGGUUAUGAAUACAAAACUGUUCGUCGUUUGAAAUACCGUCAUCGUCGUGACGUCUCUGAAAUCGCCAACGAAUACUUGCCCCCUAGUGAAGAGGCAGUUACUGAAACUCUUGCUGAAGUAAAAUCCGAAGAGGAACCCCAAGAUUCCGCUGUUUUGGGUGCUGAUGGUUAUGAAUACAAAACAGUUCGUCGUUUGAAGUACCGUCAACGUCGUGAUGUGUCCGAAAUCGCCAACGAAAACUUACCACCCAGUGAGGAAACUACUACCGAAGCUGUUGCUGAAGUAAAAUCCGAAGAAGAACCCCAAGAUUCCGCUGUUUUGGGUGCUGAUGGUUAUGAAUACAAAACUGUUCGUCGUUUGAAAUACCGUCAACGUCGUGAUGUAUCUGAAAUCGCCAACGAAUACUUGCCACCCAGUGAGGAGACUGUUACUGAAGCUGAAGUAAAAACCGAAGAAGAACCUCAAGAUUCUGCUGUUUUGGGUGCUGAUGGUUAUGAAUACAAAACUGUUCGUCGUUUGAAAUACCGUCAACGUCGUGAUGUGUCCGAAAUCGCCAACGAAUACUUGCCACCCAGUGAGGAAACUACUACCGAAGCUGAUGCUGAAGUAAAAUCCGAAGAAGAACCCCAAGAUUCCGCUGUUUUGGGUGCUGAUGGUUAUGAAUACAAAACUGUUCGUCGUUUGAAAUACCGUCAACGUCGUGAUGUCUCCGAAAUUGCCAACGAAUACUUGCCCCCUAGUGAAGAGGCAGUUACCGAAGCUGUUGCUGAAGUAAAAUCCGAAGAAGAACCCCAAGAUUCCGCUGUUUUGGGUGCUGAUGGUUAUGAAUACAAAACUGUUCGUCGUUUGAAAUACCGUCAACGUCGUGACGUCUCUGAAAUCGCCAACGAAUACUUGCCACCCAGUGAGGAAACUACUACCGAAGCUGUUGCUGAAGUAAAAUCCGAAGAAGAACCCCAAGAUUCCGCUGUUUUGGGUGCUGAUGGUUAUGAAUACAAAACUGUUCGUCGUUUGAAAUACCGUCAACGUCGUGAUGUAUCUGAAAUCGCCAACGAAUACUUGCCACCCAGUGAGGAAACUACUACCGAAGCUGUUGCUGAAGUAAAAUCCGAAGAAGAACCCCAAGAAUCCGCUGUUUUGGGUGCUGAUGGUUAUGAAUAUAAAACUGUUCGUCGUUUGAAAUACCGUCAACGUCGUGAUGUCUCCGAAAUUGCCAACGAAUACUUGCCACCCAGUGAGGAAACUACUACCGAAGCUGUUGCUGAAAUAAAAUCCGAAGAAGAACCCCAAGAUUCCGCUGUUUUGGGUGCUGAUGGUUAUGAAUACAAAACUGUUCGUCGUUUGAAAUACCGUCAACGUCGUGAUGUAUCUGAAAUCGCCAACGAAUACUUGCCCCCUAGUGAAGAGGCAGUUACCGAAGCUGUUGCUGAAGUAAAAUCCGAAGAAGAACCCCAAGAUUCCGCUGUUUUGGGUGCUGAUGGUUAUGAAUACAAAACUGUUCGUCGUUUGAAAUACCGUCAACGUCGUGAUGUGUCUGAAAUCGCCAACGAAUACUUGCCACCCAGUGAGGAAACUACUACCGAAGCUGUUGUUGAAGUAAAAUCCGAAGAAGAACCCCAAGAUUCCGCUGUUUUGGGUGCUGAUGGUUAUGAAUACAAAACUGUUCGUCGUUUGAAAUACCGUCAACGUCGUGACGUCUCUGAAAUCGCCAACGAAUACUUGCCACCCAGUGAGGAAACUACUACAGAAGCUGUUGCUGAAGUAAAAUCCGAAGAAGAACCCCAAGAUUCCGCUGUUUUGGGUGCUGAUGGUUAUGAAUACAAAACUGUUCGUCGUUUGAAAUACCGUCAACGUCGUGAUGUGUCUGAAAUCGCCAACGAAUACUUACCACCCAGUGAGGAAACUACUACCGAAGCUGUUGUUGAAGUAAAAUCCGAAGAAGAACCCCAAGAUUCCGCUGUUUUGGGUGCUGAUGGUUAUGAAUACAAAACAGUUCGCCGUUUAAAAUACCGUCAUCGUCGUGAUGUGUCUGAAAUCGCCAACGAAUACUUGCCCCCUAGUGAAGAGGCAGUUACCGAAGCUGUUACUGAAGUAAAAUCCGAAGAAGAACCCCAAGAUUCCGCUGUUUUGGGUGCUGAUGGUUAUGAAUACAAAACUGUUCGUCGUUUGAAAUACCGUCAACGUCGUGAUGUAUCUGAAAUCGCCAAUGAAUACUUGCCUCCUAGUGAAGAGGCGGUUACCGAAGCUGUUGCUGAAGUAAAAUCCGAAGAAGAACCCCAAGAUUCUGCUGUUUUGGGUGCUGAUGGUUAUGAAUACAAAACUGUUCGUCGUUUGAAAUACCGUCAUCGUCGUGACGUCUCUGAAAUCGCCAACGAAUACUUGCCUCCUAGUGAAGAGGCGGUUACCGAAGCUGUUGCUGAAGUAAAAUCCGAAGAAGAACCCCAAGAUUCCGCUGUUUUGGGUGCUGAUGGUUAUGAAUACAAAACAAUUCGUCGUUUGAAAUACCGUCAACGUCGUGAUGUGUCGGAAAUUGCCAACGAAUACUUGCCCCCUAGUGAAGAGGCAGUUACCGAAGCUGUUGCUGAAGUAAAAUCCGAAGAAGAACCCCAAGAUUCCGCUGUUUUGGGUGCUGAUGGUUAUGAAUACAAAACUGUUCGUCGUUUGAAAUUCCGUCAACGUCGCGAUGUCUCCGAAAUUGCCAAGGAAUACUUACCACCCAGUGAGGAGGAUGUUACCGAAGCUGUUGAAGGACCCCAAGAUUCCGCUGUUUUAGGUGCUGAUGGUUAUGAAUACAAAACUGUUCGUCGUUUGAAGUUCCGCCAGUAA